AUGGAGGGUCGGCGGCAUGACAGCACGCUGCUGCGUGAGAGCAAACUUAUGAAGUAUAUGGAGGAGCGAGCCUCCAUAUUCGAUGGGUUUUCGAAAAACGGCGCCGACGGAUACCGAUCAGCGCUUCUUAAGCUCAUGAGCUCUGUCCGAGAAGCUGUUGAAUGGCAAUUUGGUAGCAUGAAAUCAUUGUGGGCAUUCAUUGACUUUAACAAGUCUCUCCGUCUGCGACUGAGUCCCAUUGGUAAGUAUAUGCUUGUGAACAUGUUGCUCACAAACUGUCACUGCUGCUAUAAUGGAGGCAACCAAAUUAGCGCCUUCUUCGGCUUGGCACCACCCUCUCUAGAUGCAUACCUAGCUAAGUGA
Phytophthora nicotianae INRA-310 is the source of this 363-nucleotide messenger RNA. RefSeq lists its product as hypothetical. The transcript is spliced from 2 exons. The record is from RefSeq and is a predicted model, not a curated record. Bases 1 to 363 code for a protein of 120 amino acids. NCBI's taxonomy places the organism in Eukaryota, Oomycota, Peronosporomycetes, Peronosporales, Peronosporaceae.